AAACAAUAUCACAAAAUGGCCUCCAAGAUUCUUCUAACUGUAUGUGCCAUUUUACUCUUCACCACCUUGGCUCUAUGCAAGGAUAAUUUGCGCGUCGCUUACGAAUGGAAGGAGAUGGAUUACAAGUACGAGAAUGCUGAAGCGCGUUGGAUGGCUAUUGAAAACCAUGAAUUGCGCCCAGAUAAUGUGAUACCUUUUGGACUGGAGGUUUAUCGAUCGCGCAUGUAUGUAGCGUUGCCACGUUGGCGCGAUGGUGUACCGGCAUCAUUGGCCUACUUUGAUCUCGAUGAUAAAUCUACAAAAUCGCCGUCGCUCAUACCUUUCCCCAACUGGGAGGCUCACAGUCUGAGUGAACCCGAUCCGGAGCUUGUAUCACCUUUCCGCAUACGCACCGAUCGCUGCGGACGCCUUUGGGUAUUGGAUUCACGCAUCGCUGGCGUCUUGGAGAACACAACCAUUUUCGGACCCGCUCAGCUGCUGGUGUACGACUUGCAUAAUGACAACCUGUUGCGUCGCUAUCGUUUCCCCAGCAGUCAUAUAAAACAAGGUUCUUUCUAUGCAAAUCUAGCCGUGGAGGAUGCCGACUGUGAGAAUACUUUUGCAUACGCUGCUGACUUGGGCGCUCCAGGUUUGGUGGUUUACUCAUGGGCCGUAGAUAAUUCCUGGCGUGUUCAACACAAUUUCUUCCACCCCGAGCCAUUAGCUGGAAAUUAUAGCAUUGGUGGUAUAGAAUUCCAAUGGGAUGACGGUUUGUACGGCCUAGCGUUGUCCAAGGCACAGCCAGAUGGUUUUGCCACACUCUACUUCCAUCCGCUCAGCUCAACGACGGAAUUCGCAGUUAACACUAGAAUGCUAAGAAAUAAAACCUUGGCUACAUCUAGUGGUAUCUAUCAUGACUUCAAAAUACUUGGAGCGCGUGGCAUAAACGGGCAAGCAGGUGCUGCAUUUGUAGAUCCACGCACAGAAGUUUUAUUCUAUGCGCUUCCAAAUUUGAAUGCUUUGGAUUGUUGGAGUACAAACAAUGCUGAGUAUUCCGCAAGCACGCAAGGCCGCGUGUUUUCCAGCGCAUUGGAUUUGGUAUUUCCGAGUGAAGUGAAGGUUGAUGCGGAGGAUAGAUUGUGGGUGCUCUCAAAUAAUUUACAAGAAUUCAUUUACGAUGAACUCUACCCGGGUAGAGUAAAUUAUCGCAUUUUGACAGCGAAUGUGGUGGAUGCCAUCGAGGAUACAGCGUGCGAUACCAAACAGAAACCGUUGCCAGAGAUUAUGAAGAAUGAAUUAGAUACAAUACUGGAUACAGUGGUAAAUAGAACCGAGCAGGUGACAGCUGCUGGUGUGGCAACGAGAAGCUUAAGUGGCAUAGCAUUUGUUGGAGCGGUGCUCUUGGGUUUGGGAAGUUAUUUAAUAUAAGCUUACAUAAGUGUGUUUUAGAGAGUAAAGCUUUUGAAAAUAUUUCGAUAAUUUCGUAUAUAUAUGUAAAUACAAAUAAUUAAACUCCGUGGAUCAUUGACAAAGCAACUUUUGUGUUUUUAACCGACUUCAAAAAAGGAGGCGAACAUCAAUUUGCCCGAAUAAUUUUUUUUAUUUGGCUUAGUUCGGAUCAGUGGAAAAUGAGGACACUAACGGUACGCCUAAAUUUUUACAUGAGCAUUCAAGUUACUUGUUUUUUUUUUGCUUAAAAAUUACUUAUUAAAAUGAUAAUUUUAGAUGAAAAAGAUGACAUAAAACAAACAACAGUUUUUUACUAAGCAAUUUGUUAAGGGGGAAUGUGCAACCAUAGCGAAAUAUAUAUAAUUGGUUAAUACUUAAUGAAGAUAUGGAAUGAGAACUUUAAAACUGCAAUACCUUAGAGAACUCGAGAUAAGUUGCUUUGUCAAAAGUCCACAGGGUGGUAUAUAUAAUUUAAAAAUUUGCAAAAGUGUACCUAUUAAACUUUUUACCAAUUGUAAAUUUGUUAAGUAGAUUAGGGUCACAGAAAGGCAACUGCAGUGUCAAAGCUAUGUAAUCAAAACAUUGUAAAUUUCAGUUUCUAAAAAAAUGUGUAAAAUACUUACGAAAUCACAAUUUUUAUAAAUACACUGAAUAAUUUUGAGCCUAGCUUUGCUUAAGCCAUAAAAUAAAUACUUUAAUAUAUUUUACAGUUUACUAAA
Molecule: messenger RNA, 2147 nt
Organism: Rhagoletis pomonella (apple maggot)
Lineage: Eukaryota; Metazoa; Arthropoda; Insecta; Diptera; Tephritidae
Product: protein yellow-like
Exons: 2
Coding region: 16-1407 (463 amino acids)
Cellular component (GO): extracellular region
Source: RefSeq, a predicted model, not a curated record